AGCAUAAUAGUAGUGAUGCAGGAGCUGAACAAAUAUAAAUGAUAAAAGGCUGCAGAUGAAAGGGGAAAGUAUCUUGAACCUAGGGGAAAUGGUUGUUGCUUGCUGGCGUUCACAAGCACCGCGUUAGCAACAAAAUAGCCUAAACGUUUCCUUGAAAAUGUCUAAAAUGCAGCUGUUGCAGGAUUAUCUAAACGAGCGGUUAACAGCGGUGGCUGUUGAGAUAUUUGGGGCCGUGGAAAAUACCAUAGCGGACUACCAGGAAGAAAUCUCACGUUCAAAUGAGGAGAUCGAACGUCUACGGAGGCUGCUGGAUUUGUUUUUCCAACCCGACAUAAAGCUACAGAAAGCAGACCCCCCGCAGCUCACGCUCCUUGUCCCUGAAGAGGAGGUUCUUGCUGAGAAGCAGCACUGUGAGCAGGAGUGGAGCCCCAGUCUGGACCAGGAGGACCCAGAGCCCACUCAGAUUAAAGAGGAACAGGAGGAGUUUGGGACCAGUCAGGAGGAAGAGCAGCUUCAGGGGCUGGAGUCUGAUAUCAAAGAGGUCAUAUUCUCUCCUCCAUUUCCUCCCCAGCCCUCACAUCAUCCCCAAACCCAAACUGUGGAGAACAGAGAGAGGGACGCUCUACCCACCAAAACAACUGAAGAGAUCAAAACGGAACCGGAUGGAGAGGGCUAUGGAGGAUCUGAAGCAAACAAUGAAUUACAGCCCCUCUCUCCAGUAAAUUCCGACUGUUCUGCAGCUCAUAUUGGGAACAGUGAAAGGGACAGUAUAGGGCUAAUGUCAGGGUUACAGCCACUCAAAUCAAAGACCACAUGGACAAAUAAAGUACAAAGCUCUAUUAAGACCAGGGAAGCCAGUGAGUUGAAAGUUCCAUUGAGGGCGGCUCACUCAGGGGAGAGACCACACAGGUGUCCCGUCUGCAGGAAAUGCUUUCUGAAAAUUAGCAUUUUAAAAACUCAUCAGAGAAUUCACACUGGGGAGAAACCAUAUUGCUGUAAUGUAUGUGGCAAAUGCUUCAGCCGGAUGGGACACCUGACUGAGCAUAUGAGAACUCACACGGGGGAGAAACCAUAUCAGUGCAAAGAAUGUAGCAAAUGCUUCAGCCGGAUGAGAAACCUGACCGUUCAUAUGAGGACUCACACAGAUGAGAGACCAUAUAAGUGCCCCAUGUGUGUAGAAUGCUUCAGAUCAGCAAGUCAUCUAAAAUGGCACCAGCGAAGACAUCACACAGGAGAGAAACCACGUUGCUGACUUUGUGGUAAAUGCUUCACUUGUAAGAUCUGAGGAGGAGAAUGAACCCAGAGGGAUAAACAUGACAGUGCUGCUGGGGCAGAAUUGUACUCUCACUUGUAGGAGGACCUUUCCAUUGUAAAACACUGAUGUUUCAUAACCCUUCUGAGCAUGGCCUCAAAUGUAUAUACUGUAAAAAGUUUUUCAGAACCUAGUAGUUAUUUGGCAAUUCUAGCAUUAUUUGCACGCAAAAUCACAAUUUAUAUGUCUCACAGAA
Messenger RNA from Oncorhynchus keta (chum salmon), 1508 nucleotides. Its product is annotated as zinc finger protein 629-like. Gene Ontology annotation, molecular function: DNA-binding transcription factor activity, RNA polymerase II-specific; RNA polymerase II cis-regulatory region sequence-specific DNA binding. Bases 158 to 1252 code for a protein of 364 amino acids. Lineage: Eukaryota; Metazoa; Chordata; Actinopteri; Salmoniformes; Salmonidae. Gene Ontology annotation, biological process: central nervous system development; regulation of transcription by RNA polymerase II. The record is from RefSeq and is a predicted model, not a curated record. The transcript is spliced from 2 exons. Gene Ontology annotation, cellular component: nucleus.